CAUUUAUCAGUCUGUCCCAUAUUCCACUGCUCGGAGCCACCUUUGGCAUGUGAAGCACCAGAGUUGCCACUAUGGCCGGGCUUGCCCCUGUCCUUCUCGCGAGAGAUACCUAGGUACACUUGCUACCCAACAACCUCCUCCAUCACACGGCUAUCUAUCCGCUAGACUCGGAUACCUUUUUGCGUAACCGCGCCGCACUGAGGCAUUAUGCCGUGUGUCAGCUGUAGUUUCGGGCCUUUUGGAGGCAUUGCCUUGCAGCCGCCUGCCUCCACUGACCGACCUGUCCUUGCUUGCCGUCCUUGCUUUUUUAUCAGCGAAUGGAAACAUAUGUGCCCAAGAUCUCGUACUACCUUUCCUUCUCUCUCAUGCCGUAGCACCAUUAAGAUCACCUCCGAUAUUAUUGGCAUUAUAUUUUGGAAGGUUCUUCCUUAUAUUAAACGUCCCAGAUCGAAAGAUAAUCGCAGGAACCAUCAACAAGGCCACGGUCCAGUUUGCGAUCCGCCAGCACUUAAUACAUCAAACUUUGCCCAACAACUCCAUGGAUUAAGGCUGAUAUCUCUGGGUGGUGGACUGUUUGUCCUCUCUUGUUGGCUGUAUUCGAAACACUUUAUUUUGUCAUACUGCUUCAUCCUUCUGGUGGCGAUACCACAUUCGGCUCGGUCGUCGUUGACGGGAAGCCCGUUGAGGCAGCAGUCCAGCCUUCCCGCCUCAAAUCAACGGCCAAUCUUCGAUACUAUCCGAAAAUCCGGAAGCAAAUGUAGAAAAAAACUCGUCCAGAUCCAUCCCUGCCACCGCAUUGGACAAAAAGGGCGUCGAUACCGAAACUGGAUCCGCUCCACCCUCACUAUCACCUGUUUUCUUUGGAACGUCGCCCAUCGAGGCUGCUUAUGACAUAAUCAGUCAGUCCACUACGGUCAUCUCUGAAAAGACGUCAGGUCCCGCUACCAGAAUGGGCGAGCGCAAAGUCAGAACCUCGUUGAAAUUUCCAAAGCCUC
Trematosphaeria pertusa is the source of this 995-nucleotide messenger RNA. RefSeq lists its product as uncharacterized. The record is from RefSeq and is a predicted model, not a curated record. Bases 208 to 891 code for a protein of 227 amino acids. Lineage: Eukaryota; Fungi; Ascomycota; Dothideomycetes; Pleosporales; Trematosphaeriaceae. The transcript has a single exon.